AUGGAAUCUUUGAUUAGACAGUCUACUAAAGUGUGUCCGUUUGUGAACAAGAUCUCGCAAUCGGCAUCUGCUGCCAGCGCCUUGCGUGGCUCAGCUAAUAUCAGUGCUCUAGCCAAGAGGUGUCCUGUGAUGGGCACUGCUGUGGGCUCCGCCAGACAUUUCGCCACUGCUGGUGGGAAUGCUGCCACUGCCGCAAAAGUCUCUUCUGAGCAAGCACAUGAUGCUGGUCUACAAAGUGGUUUAGUCGGUGAGCAUGCCACUCAAGAGUCAACAUUCGAUUAUGACGGGGUCUUUGAAAACGAUAUCGCGAAGAAGAGACUGGACAAGUCGUACAGAUACUUCAAUAAUAUUAACAGACUUGCCAAUCAAUUCCCCUUGGCUCAUAGAGACGUCGAGGAUGACAAGGUCACCGUUUGGUGUUCAAAUGACUACUUGGCAUUAUCCAAGAACCAAGAGGUCAUCGACGUGAUGAAGAAGACACUAGAUAAAUACGGGGCAGGUGCCGGUGGCACAAGAAACAUCGCUGGUCAUAAUCGACACUCGAUGAAGCUGGAAGCAGAGUUGGCUGCACUGCAUAAGAAGGAAGGUGCAUUGGUCUUCUCGUCUUGCUAUGUGGCUAACGAUGCAGUCAUCUCCUUGCUCGGACAAAAACUAAAGAAUCUGGUAAUCUUCUCCGAUGAGUUGAACCAUGCCUCCAUGAUCGUGGGUAUCAAGCACGCAAACACAACAAAGCACAUCUUCAGACACAACGAUCUAGCUCAUUUGGAGGAACUCUUGAAGAUGUACCCUAAGUCCACUCCAAAAUUAAUUGCCUUCGAAUCGGUCUACUCCAUGGCCGGUUCUGUGUCAGAUAUCGACAAAAUCUGUGACUUGGCAGAAAAAUACGGUGCCUUGACGUUCUUGGACGAAGUACAUGCCGUUGGUCUAUACGGUCCACAUGGUGCUGGUGUUGCUGAGCAUUGCGACUUUGAACUUCACAGAAGGUCAGGUAUCGCCACUCCUAUUGAUCCACAAACAAAGAAGGAAAUCAGAACAACAAUGGGCCGUGUCGACAUGAUCACCGGUACCUUAGGUAAGUCAUUCGGUACAGUGGGCGGGUACGUUGCUGCCUCCAAGAACUUGAUUGAUUGGUUCAGAUCAUUCGCCCCAGGAUUCAUUUUCACUACUUGUUUACCACCUGCAGUCAUGGCGGGUGCCUCCGAAGCCAUUAGAUACCAACGUACUCAUUUGAACUUAAGACAAGACCAACAAAAACAUACUAACUAUGUCAAGGAUGGUUUAAAAGAGUUAGGCAUUCCAGUGAUUCCAAACCCAUCUCACAUCGUCCCAGUAUUAAUUGGUAAUGCUGAUUUGGCCAAGAAAGCCUCCGACAUGUUGAUGGAAAAACACAAAAUCUACGUUCAAGCUAUCAACUUCCCAACCGUCGCCCGUGGUACUGAGAGAUUGAGAAUUACUCCAACUCCUGGUCACACCAACGAUUUAAGUGACAUAUUGUUAAAUGCAAUGGAAGACGUUUUCAACGAAUUACAAUUGCCAAGAAUCGCCGACUGGGAAAGACAAGGCGGUUUCCUAGGUGUUGGUGACAAGAAUUUUGUUGCCGAACCAAACUUAUGGACCAAGGAACAACUAAUGCUUUCAGACACCGAGUUGAACCCAAACAUUAGAGACCCAGUAAUUGAAAACUUGGAUGUCUCCAGUGGUAUCAUGAAAUUCUAG
Molecule: messenger RNA, 1716 nt
Organism: Tetrapisispora phaffii CBS 4417
Lineage: Eukaryota; Fungi; Ascomycota; Saccharomycetes; Saccharomycetales; Saccharomycetaceae
Gene: HEM1
Product: 5-aminolevulinate synthase
Exons: 1
Coding region: 1-1716 (571 amino acids)
Biological process (GO): heme biosynthetic process
Cellular component (GO): mitochondrion
Molecular function (GO): pyridoxal phosphate binding; 5-aminolevulinate synthase activity
Source: RefSeq, a predicted model, not a curated record